Molecule: messenger RNA, 729 nt
Organism: Mitosporidium daphniae
Lineage: Eukaryota; Fungi; Microsporidia
Product: inner membrane protein
Exons: 2
Coding region: 1-729 (242 amino acids)
Biological process (GO): mitochondrial electron transport, succinate to ubiquinone; tricarboxylic acid cycle
Cellular component (GO): membrane; mitochondrial envelope
Molecular function (GO): heme binding; ubiquinone binding
Source: RefSeq, a predicted model, not a curated record
AUGUCAAAAUUGGAUGCUUCCCAGGAACCCCAUUAUUUUCCACUUGAAUCGGAGUUUUUCGAAAGGCCCAGAUACAUUACAGGCGUGGAUUCUGUUCCAACCCUAAACCUAUCUUUAAACCAAAUCGACAGGCCUAAAUCGGAACACCGCACCGAAAUUUGCCAAUCUUUAACCAAAAAGCUGCUCAAGGCGGUGUCUACCCCACUUGAUGCUGCACCUGAGCCAACUUCAAUGGAUGGCAUUCAUGCUGAAGAUGCGAACAUUUUGGAUCAUACUUGCAGCUUCUCGCUAUCCGAAUCUGAAAGCAGCGUGGAUGAAGAGGAGAACAUAAAAUAUCACCGACGUUCACAUCAUUUCAAGGGAGUGUCGUCUUAUUCUACAGAGGUGAAGGAUCCCUUCCAUGGCUCGUAUCAUUGGUAUUUUGAGCGAAUCGUUGCGGCUGGCACGAUGGUUACACUUGGCUCUAUGAUUGCUUUACCCUCUGCAUCACACGUUGUAGACGCUUCGUUGAUGGUUUUAUUGCCCGUUCAUAUAUAUAAUGGAUUCUCUGCAGUCAUAUUGGAUUAUCUGCCAAAGAGAAAAUUUGGCGUUGUUUAUACCAUAUUCAAGGGAUCCCUUAUUGUUAUUACUGGCGUGGCUGUUUUCGGUCUAUACAAAUUCAACACCGAAAACAUCGGUAUCUCUGAGGCCGUUAGAAAACUCUGGCAUCAAACCGGUAUGGAAGAAUAG